AUGGGUGACCAGUGCACUCUGCGCCUCGUCCGAGAGUUGAGACAGGUUGAGCGGAGUGAGCAACUUGCGUUCACUGUUCGUUUUGAAGAAAGCAACAUUCGUGAUAUCCAGGCCCUCAUCAUCGGGCCUCCAGGCACCCCAUACGAACUGGGGUUUUAUGAGUUCUCCAUCAAAAUUCCAUCAGAUUACCCAGCAAAUCCCCCGGCAGUGAAAAUCCGGACCACCAACAAGGGCCGCACUCGCUUUGGUCCUAAUCUGUAUGCCAAUGGGAAGGUUUGCUUGUCAAUCCUGGGAACCUGGCAUGGUUCCCGAGGCGAACAAUGGUCACCUGCACAGGGACUCGAAUCUAUUAUGCUGUCAAUUCAAAGCCUGUUAGCAUCAAACCCGUAUACCCUGGAGCCAGGGUUUGAGGAAAACGACAGGGCAAAUGACACGAAUAAUAUGGAGAUCUACAAAUCCAAGAUCCGCCACGAGAAUCUACGACUAGCAGUCAUCGCACCUCUUGAGCAAGCAUUCCAAGCCCCAUCCCCGGCCCGCCGAACGGCACCACGGGUCGGUCAGGAAUCGAGCGCAGAGGAAGAUAGUGAACUCGAAAUUGAACCCGAACCCGCAUUGCUCAAUCAAAGCAAGUUCUAUGACUUUUGCAAGCGACGAUUCCUGUGGUACCUUGAGUUCUACCAGAACGCCAUUGAGAAAGGUAUCGCGGGCGAGGCAUGGAGACAAGGAACACCAUUUAUUCAAAUGCCCUUUGAAGGCCAUGGUAACGCCAUGACCGGGGAAUGGAACUACCUCGACUUGCAAACCCGUCUGUUGGCUCUUCGAGACCAAUUGAUGGAAGAGACACACCGCUGGCCCAUCCAGGGUCUGGUUCUGGUUAAGGAGGAAGCUGGCAUUGCAGUCAAAUUGAGGGGUCAGCAUGAGCAGAUUGCGGCAGAAAUGAGCGCUUAUCCCCAGGUUAUCGAUUUGUCACUGGUUGAUGACAACCCGUUCGUCUGGAAACUCACCUAUGUUGGUCGCAACGAGUCCAAACUGGAAGGUGGCAUCAUCAAGAUCAAUAUCUACAUCAGUCCUCGACACCCAGAAGAACAACCUCGGGCAUUUGUCGAGUCGCCGCUAUAUCACAUUCGAGUCUCGAAGCUGGGAGUGUUGAUGUACCUUCCUUCACAUGCCGAAGAAAUCGGUCAACACAUCGAGGGUAUCAUCAACACCCUGGAAGAGGACAAUCCCCCAUACAAUCCCCUCAUGACAGUCAACCCAGAGGCGAGUGCUUUGUGCUGGGGUUCGGAACUAGAUCGUAGGCUCUACAGGCGCAAGCUCCGGACAUCUCUGGAGGAGUCCUGA
Messenger RNA from Penicillium robsamsonii, 1341 nucleotides. RefSeq names its product ubiquitin-conjugating enzyme E2. Gene Ontology annotation, molecular function: ubiquitin conjugating enzyme activity; cysteine-type endopeptidase inhibitor activity. The transcript is spliced from 8 exons. Gene Ontology annotation, cellular component: nucleus. Gene Ontology annotation, biological process: negative regulation of apoptotic process. Bases 1 to 1341 code for a protein of 446 amino acids. The record is from RefSeq and is a predicted model, not a curated record. NCBI's taxonomy places the organism in Eukaryota, Fungi, Ascomycota, Eurotiomycetes, Eurotiales, Aspergillaceae.